Messenger RNA from Gadus chalcogrammus (walleye pollock), 8230 nucleotides. RefSeq names its product protein tyrosine phosphatase non-receptor type 13 (gene ptpn13). Gene Ontology annotation, biological process: peptidyl-tyrosine dephosphorylation. Lineage: Eukaryota; Metazoa; Chordata; Actinopteri; Gadiformes; Gadidae. The record is from RefSeq and is a predicted model, not a curated record. Bases 385 to 8223 code for a protein of 2612 amino acids. Gene Ontology annotation, cellular component: cytoplasm; cytoskeleton; nucleus. The transcript has 48 exons. Gene Ontology annotation, molecular function: phosphatidylinositol 3-kinase regulatory subunit binding; protein tyrosine phosphatase activity.
ACAGCUCUCUGUACGGCAACACGAAAAAAUGGUAACUUGGCCGCCACGGAUAGAAAAGGGAAGGCUGAAAUAGUGCCCAGUGCGGCUUUAGGUGAACCUUUCCAAGAACAAUUAUACACGUUACUGCUCGCGUCGACACACACUCACACGUUACCGCUUGGUGGAGGGCUAACACGUCGCCUCGAGUAGGGGGGUUUGUACCCUGGUUGUUGGGGAGAAAAAGGUAAACCUGUUGCUGCUCCGCACAGAGCUCCUCCAACUCUCAAGAUGUUGCAUUGUGGAUGGGAUGGCGUUGGGGCUCGUCGGUCUGCCCGCUCCUGAGCCUGUUCGGAGUACGAGCCGCUCUUCCUCCAGCUCGUUUCUGACCUACCCUGCCCCGGGAAGAUGCAUGUGUCCCUGGCCGAGGCCCUGGAGGUCCGCGGGGGCCCGCUCCAGGAGGACGAGGUCUGGGCAGUGCUCAGCCAGAGCGCAGAGAGCCUCCACGAGCUCUUCCACAAAGACCCCUCAGCCAUGGGCUUCAUCAUCUCCCCCUGGUCCCUGCUGCUCAUGCCCUCGGGGAACAUCUCCUUCACCGACGAGAACGUCACCCAGCAGGACCUGAGGGCCUUCACGGCCCCCGAGGUCCUUGAGGGGAUCCCCUUGGCCUCCGUCUCGGACAUAGAGAAGAUGCACAUGUACUCACUGGGGAUGACCCUGUUCUGGGGAGCGGACUACCAGAUCCCCCACAGCCAGCCCAUGAAGCUGGGCGAGCACCUCAACAGCCUGCUGCUCAACAUGUGUGACGACAUCACGCUCAGCCGCAUGUCGGUGCGCACCGUGCUGGACAUCUGCAGCAAGCACAUCCGCAACUCGUCCUGCGAGCCGCCCUUCGCCUACGUCAGGAAGCUGGUCCGCCUGGUGCUCGGCAGCCUCUCCCAGCUGGACGGCCUGCUGACGGACAGAGAGUCUCUGCCAGAGCGCAGCAAGGAGAUCCGGGAGAGGCUGCGGGGGAAAGGUCUGCCCUCUGGGCGGGGUGCUGCCUCCAGGGUCCUGGAGCGCUACCGCGUGCGCACCCAGGAGCAGGCCUCUCUGAACCGGGGCAUGAGCCGCUCCAUGAGCUCCCUCCCCCUCCUGGACCCGCAGAGCCAGGACGAGACCUACCCCCUGCAGUACUCCCCGUCGGACUACCCCCCCCACCCCCAGGACCCCCUGCACCUCCUCCACCACCACCACCACCACCAGCACCACCAGGGCUCCGAGUCCACCUCAGACCUCUACUCCAAGAGCCAGCCGCUCCGGGGGCAGCACUCCCAGCCCCACCUGCACGCCUUCCAGCCCCAGCUGCGCUCGCGGCCCGUGGAGCUGGACCAGCGCUCGCUGCAGUACUCCGGGCUGCCCCGCAAGACGUGGGCGUCGUCCGUGGACCUGGCGUGCAUCGACCCCGACGCCCUGCGCUUCGGGGCGCUGGAGGACGCGCGCCGCGGCAGCAGCGCACUCAGCACCCAGUCGGUGGGCCGGCGGCGGGCGUCCGCGGCCCGGCCGGCGCCCGCCGACGCCGAGGCCCGCUACUCGGAGUUUGGCGGCGGCCUGGGCGGCGGCGGCGGAGGGCUGAAGGGCAGGAAGCCCCAGCACCACCGCUCGGCCCAGUCGGUGGCUCUGACGGGGGCCUACGACCGGAUCAAAGAGAAGCAGAGGAAGCUGCAGGUGCUGAGGCAGGCAAUAGAUGACCCGCUCCACACCCACCAGCGUUACCACAGCGACUACAGCUCGUCCAGUGAGAGCCCCUCCGUCACCUCCUCCGACCCCGAGUACAGACAAGUUAAGAAACCGGAGGAGGGCGUGAGGCGGUAUGGGUCACAGGCGGCCCUCGCCGACCACGACGCUCUGUCCCUGGCCAGCCACAACGCAUACAGGCACAGGUUGUACGAUGGGCCGGCGUCAGACGAGGGUCUGGCGGGGGCGGAGCUUCUCCUGCGCAGCCAGGAGGAGGAGGUGCAGAGGCUGCAGGCCCACCUGGCCGUCAGGCUGUCCCGGGCCAACCUCUACAUGCCUGACGAGAUGUCGCCGGCGUCCCGCGCCUCGGUGGCGGACCUCCAGGGGGACCCCUUCAGCACGCCCACGCACGGCCAGCGCAAGGCCAAGUCUUUCUACGGCCCUGAGUUCGUGAAGAUGACAAGCGAGCCUUGUGUCUCCUUGACGGUGCCCUCGUCCAUCAUGAAGAGAGGCAAGGGCGAGGAGGUCCAGAGGAAGGUGGGGGUGGCUCUGCUGAACGGGCAGCGCUUGGAGCUGGGCUGCGACCUCAAGGCCGUGUGUAAAGACGUGCUGGACAUGGUGGUGGCGCACGUGGGGCUGGUGGAGCACCACCUGUUUGGCCUGGCCUACCUCAAAGAUAACGAGUUCUUCUUCGUGGAUCCUGAUGCCAAACUGACCAAGGUGGCCCCAGAGGGCUGGAAGGAGGAACCCAAGAAGAAGAAGUCUGACGUCCCCUUCAACCUGUUCCUACGCAUCAAGUUCUUCGUGGACGACGUCAGCUUCAUACAGCAUGUGAUGACGAAACACCAGUACUACCUUCAGCUGCGGAAGGACAUCCUGGAGGAGAGGCUGCGCUGCGACACAGAGAACGCCAUGCUGCUGGCCUCUCUGGCCCUGCAGGCAGAGUUCAGCGACUACCAGCCCGAGCUGCAUGGGAAGACGUACUUCAGGCUGGAGCACUACCUGUCCGUGUCGGUGCUGGAUAAGCUGGAGCAGGCGGCCGUCAAGGAGAAGCUGCCCAGGCUCCACAGCAACUACUACGGGGUACCCGAGGGCCAGGCCGAGCUGGAGUUCCUCAAGGUGAGCCAGCGGCUGACGGAGUACGGGGUGCACUUCCACCGCGUGCUCCCGGAGAAGCGCUCCCAGACGGGCAUCAUGCUGGGCGUCUACUCCAAGGGGGCGCUCAUCUUCGAGGUGCUCAACGCCAACCGCACCCCUGUGCUGAGGUUCCCCUGGCGAGACACCAAGAAGAUCUCCUUCACGAAGAAGAAGAUCUGCCUCCAGAACAUGUCUGACGGCAUCAAGCACCUGUUCCAGACGGACAGCAACAAGACGUGCCAGUACCUGCUGCAGCUGUGCUCAGACCAGCACAAGUUCCACCUGCAGAUGAAGGCCCGGCAGAACAACCAGGAGCAACAGGAACUCGAGAACAGCCCCCUGGCCAGCAUGCAGUACUCCCUGGACCCCCAGGGGGAGCCCCUGAGCCGGGCGGGCGGCCCCGGCAGCCUGACCCCCAGCUCCACGCGCUCGGACCCCGAGCUCUUCAAGAGGAUCUCCUACUCGGAGGCGGCGCUCCACAAGGCGCUCUCGGGCCAGCUCACCCCCCAGGACGAGCCCCCACUCUUCCCGGGCUUCGUCCCGGCCUCCUCCUCCUCCUCUUCCUCCUCGGCCAUGCACACCAACCCCCGCCUGAUGAGCCGCUCCCACCACAACCUGGGCCAGGUGCCCGAGUCCCCGGAGCACCGUGCCGCCGCCGCCGCCCUGGGGCUGGCUGCCGGUGGUGGGGGGGGGGUGUUGGGCUCCCAUGGAGGCCUGGGCCCAGCGCUGUACCAGCAGAAGCAGCCCUACCAGCAGCACCAGCGCACCAGCUCCCACACAGACUCCCUGUCCUUCUCCGGGACGCACCCGCAGGACAAAGGGUUUGGCCCCGCCCCCACCAGCAGCAGCCCUCUCUGGAACGCCGGGCGGUUCCAGAAGGAACCGGACUCGGCAGACGACGCCGCGGGCCAGGCCUACGUUGUAGAACCCCUCAAGAAAAAGCUCAAUGCCCUGCCAUCGCCCGAGAGAGAGAUCAAAACUGUCAACCUGAAGAAAGACGUUAAAUACGGCCUGGGCUUCCAGAUCACGGGGGGAGAGGACUCUGGUCGGAUGGACUUGGGUACCAUCGUCAGCGCCAUCACCCCAGGAGGCCCGGCGGACCUCAACAGCUGCCUCAAACCCGGCGACCGGCUGCUCUCGGUGAACAACGUGAGCCUGGAGGGCCUCCCGCACGCCGCCGCCGUGGAGGUCCUGCAGAGUGCCCCUGAUGACAUCACGCUGGUGGUGUCCCAGCCCAAGGAGAGCCUCUACCAAGGAACACCCUUGGCCUAUGGUGCAUACCAGGCCGUGCCAUCGGUCAAAGUUCCUUCCUCCCUCCAGAGGCAGGCACUUGACCUCGACUCUUCCUCGGAGGAACUCGUGGACGCAGAAAGCCCCCGGCCCCAUCCCCGCUCCCACGCCGCUGCCCCUCACACGCCCACCCCUCCUCCGUCCUCCGCCUCCCCUCUCCGCCACAACACCAGCUUGAGCUCCCAGGACUCCAGGGCCAGCAGCAGCAACGCCAGCCACUUCCCCACGAAGCCCACCACCACGCCCAACGGAAUCCUCCAGAAGCUGGUGAAGCUAGAGGCGGAGGGGAACGUCGCCCUCGACCCGUCGAGUCCCAACCAGCAGAGUACAGCAGAAGCCGGGCCCGUGGUCCCGGAGGUACUGCCGCCCGCCCUCCCGCCGAAAACCAGGAAGGCCAAAGUCCCGGAGGCGCCCAAGGUGACGGAAACCUCAGACUGGGGGGACUCGGACAUGGACGAGGACACCUGCUCUAGUGGUCCCGAGAAACAGGGGCUGGGAAAGGACGCGUACGGCAGUGCAGAGCACUUAAGUGGUAAAGGCCCAGGGGUCAGUAGUCUCCUCCCGGGAGAUCUAUUUGACGUUGAGCUGUCCAAACAGGACAGCGGCCUGGGCAUAAGUGUCACGGGCGGGGUCAACACGACUGUCCGUCACGGGGGAAUCUAUAUUAAAGCCAUCAUACCAAAUGGAGCCGCGGAGAUGGAUGGCAGAAUACAGAAAGGUGACCGCGUGGUGGCGGUGAACGGUAGAAGCUUGGAGGGGGCCACGCACGCCGAGGCAGUAGAGGCCCUCAGAGACACCAUGAAGAGCGUGCACUUGCUGCUGGAGAAGGGCCAGCCGCCGGCGGACAGCGUGCACGCCCCUCUCACGCCACGCUGCACGCCCCCCAAAGUCCGUGACCGCGCCCCGCCCAAGACCGCCCCACCCAAGACCCCCCCGCCGUACGGCUUCGUCACCGACGACAACGUGUUCGACGUGUGCCUGCUGAAGAACACCUCGGGCCUGGGCUUCAGCUUCAGCCGCGAGGACCGCGUCCCGGGCGAGACCCCCGGCGCCUCCAGCAUGGUCCGGGUCAAGAAGCUGUUCCCCGGGCAACCGGCGGCGGAGAGCGGCCGCGUCAACGUGGGCGACGUCAUCCUGCACGUCAACAAGACCUCCCUCAAGGGGCUCUCCCAGCAUGAGGUGAUCUCUGCUCUGCGGGGGGCCGGCCAGGAGGUGGUGUUACACCUCUGCAGGCCUGAACCAGGCCUUCUCCCGGACAUGGACGCCUCCAUCUUGACCCCCAAACCCUCCCCCCGCAAGGAGCUGUCAGUCCCCAGGCCCCAGCCCAGCCCCAGACUGGCCCGGACGUCCUCCCCCAGCCAGGGGGAGCCCUCGGGGGGGCUGGGCCCCGUGCAGGAGGCCCUGGAGCGGCUCCUGCAGCACAAGAACCCCGGGCGGCGCAACAGCUACAGUGACAGCACGGAGGAGGGCGGGGACGAGGAGGAGGAGGCCUUCAGCCCCGAGCGCAGCCGGCUGGAGGGCUGGGACAACAGCAUCUACAAGACCCCCAGCGGUACCCUGGGGGGGGGCAGGGGCCGCUUCGAGGGCCCCGGGCCCCUGGAUGACAGCACCCACUCGGCCUUCUACUCCCCGAACCUGUCCAUGGAGCGGUCCAGUCUGUCCAGCCGCAGGGUUCACUCCCCUCUGUCAGCUGAGCUGGAGUCUCCCACCCAGCCCAUGAUGUCCUCCCCCACGUCCCCCAGCCCCGACCCCCUGCCUCCCCCACUCCCCUUACCCCUCAACCUCACCAUACCCGGGAACGGACAGGACAUGGACGACCUGGUCCCGGAGGUGGAGCUGAAGGUGUCCCUGGUGAAGUCGGAGAAGGGCAGCCUGGGCUUCACCCUGACCAAGGGCAACGACCAGGGCUGCUACAUCCACGACAUCAUCCAGGACCCGGCCAGAGGGGACGGACGGCUACGAUCUGGAGACCGCAUGAUCACCGUGAACAACAUGGACGUGUCCAGCAUGGGGCACACGGAGGUGGUGAACCUGGUGCGGGCCGCCCCGGCAGUGGUGGACCUGACGGUGGGCCGAGUCCUGGAGGCCCCCAAGGGCCCCGUCGAGGCCCACCUGCUCCCCGACAUCUGCUUCAGCGGCGACACGGAGACACUCGGCCUGGUGCUGGACGGGGGCUGCGACAGCCCGUACGGCGUGCUGUUCGUCAAGGAGGUGCUGCCGGGCUCCCUGGCCGCGUCGGAGGGCAGCCUGCGGCCCCUGGACCUGGUGCACUACAUCAACGGGGCCCCUGUGCAGGAGCUGACGCUGAGCGAGAGCCGCCGACUGAUGGAGCUGAAGCCCAGCGAGCUCACGCUGAAGGCCACCAGGGAUGGGAAGGCGGUUACUCCUGGGCUUCAGAAAAGCGUUUCGUUUCUCAACAACAACGUGAGCGCCAACGUCUCAAACAGCAUGAAUGGUUUUCUGCAAGGGAGUGACCAUAGCGAAGAGGACUGCCUGUCAACACUUUGUCCGAUAGAGGAGGAGAUCACCAGGCUGCAGUUGGACAAGCCGCCAGAAGGGGGCCUGGGCUUCUCCGUGAUUGGAGGGGAGAGGGGCAUCUUCGUUAAGUCAGUGACCCCGGGGGGCUUGGCCGACGCCUCGACCAAGCUCCGGGUGGGAGACCGCCUGCUACGGGUGAACGAGGAGCUGAUGACGGGCGUGUCCCACACCAAGGCAGUGACCACCAUCCGCCGGGCCAAGGGCCUGGUGCAGCUGGUAGUGAGCCGGCCCCCGGACCACCACCCCAGCCCCUACCUCAGCUACCUGCCCAUCACCUCGGACAAGUGCAACGGCAACACAGAUGUGAGUGAAGACAGUGGAGUCAAGACCAAGAUGGGUACCCCGCGGGACGGCCUUCCUUCCAUACCCCCAAUAGACUACGACCAGGCCGGCGCCGGGGGCCGGAGGGGCAGCGAGCAGACCACCGAGCUGUCGGAGGACACGGACUGCGACGGCUCCUCUCUACCUGAGGACUCACCUGAGGGCUCCCGGAAAGUGGACUGGAAAGAGGAGAGUGUGGAUGACUUGAUGAACGAGAACUACCUGCAGAUGAGCGCGGGCCAGCCCGAGGAAGACGCCAUCACGUGGGGCAGUGACGAGCUUCCCAUGGAAGACAUGAGCAGGCCGGACGACGGGCCCAUCAUCAGCGAGGACCAGCUGACCUCGCUGCCCCUGGUCAAGGUGGUCCCAGACGGCCAGUACACGGGGACCCAUCUCAACGCCGUGGUCCGCAUGAUGAGGGGGCUGCUGGAGCAGAAGGUCCCCCUGCAGGAGUUUGAGAAUCUCCAGAACCUUCAGCCGCUGGACGACUGUUUGAUAGGUCAAACCAAGGAGAACAAGAAGAAGAAUCGCUACAAGAACAUUGUUCCAUUCGAUUCGACGCGAGUGACCCUGGGCCAGGAUGGCGGCUACAUCAACGCCAACUUCAUCACCAUGGCGGUGAAGGACGAGAGCUACCCGUUCAUCGCCUGCCAGGGCCCCCUGCCCACCACGCUGGGGGACUUCUGGCAGAUGGUGUGGGAGCAGAAGGCCAACGUCAUCGCCAUGAUGACCCAGGAGGUGGAGGGCGGCAAGGUCAAGUGCCAGCGCUACUGGCCCGACACGCCCGGCACCGCGGAGAUGGUGGACGAGAGGCUGCAGGUCGCGCUGGUGAAGGACCAGCACCUGGAGAACUUUGUCAUCCGCUUCAUCGAGGUCAAGGACAUGCAGACCAACGAGGUCCAGCGGGUCACCCACCUGAACUACACGGGCUGGCCCGACCACGGCACGCCCUCGCAGCCCUCCCACCUGCUCACCUUCAUCUCCUACAUGAGGCACAUCCACCAGUCGGGCCCCGUCAUCACGCACUGCAGCGCGGGCAUCGGCCGCUCGGGGACCCUGAUCUGCAUCGACGUGGUGCUGGGGCUCAUCAGCAAGGACACCGACUUUGACAUUUCCGACGUCGUGAGGAACAUGAGGCUUCAACGACAGGGAAUGGUCCAAACCGAGGAACAAUAUAUUUUCUGCUAUCAGGUGAUUUUAUACGUGCUCAGAUGUCUUCAAGCUGAGGAGAAGCUCUCAGGAUAGCAUGGAG